Molecule: messenger RNA, 1553 nt
Organism: Macrobrachium nipponense
Lineage: Eukaryota; Metazoa; Arthropoda; Malacostraca; Decapoda; Palaemonidae
Product: nardilysin-like
Molecular function (GO): metal ion binding
Source: RefSeq, a predicted model, not a curated record
AGAUAUGCGCCUUUCAAUACUGCAAGAUGUUCACUGGACAGCUCAAGAGAAAUUGAAAGAGGUUAGAACAGUGACUAGUAAGGAACUGAUAGAAGAAAUUGCCUCCAAGAUGUUUCCAACAUGCCACUAUAGAGUCCUGGUUCAGGGAAAUACUGAUGUUAAACAGGCAUCUGAGCUUUACAAAAUGGUCAGUGAUAGAAAACAGAGAUCUGGGAUCAUAAAGUCACCUUUUCCUGAGCUUCGCACUUUUAAGUUACCAAAUGGCUGUAAUGUAGCGAGAGCCCAUGGAUUCAAUCCAGCUGACACCAACAGUUCUGUCAUAAAUUAUUAUCAGAGUGAUCCUGGUACAGGAGAGACUGAAGUGCUUCAUGAGUUUAUUCAGAUGGUAAUGGAUGAGCCUGCUUUUGAUUUUUUGAGAACUCAAGAACAGCUUGGGUACAGUGUUUACUGUACAAACCGGAAUACCUUUGGUAUUCUUGGUCUGUCAUUAACAGUAAAUACUCAAGCCAACAAAUUCAGUGUGUGUCAUGUUGAUGAAAGAAUAGAAACAUUCUUGACACACUUUAUUACUACUGUGGAGAACAUGAGUGAUGAAGAAAUGUCAACACUGAAGGAAACUUUAAUUAGCAUGAAACAGACUGUUGACAUAACAUUAGGUGAAGAAGUUGCAAGAAACUGGAAUGAAAUUGUUGAUGGAGAGUACGUCUUUGAUAGACGCAAACGUCAGAUUGAACUAAUCAAAUUAAUAACAAGAGAGUCAACAGUGGCUCAACUACAAAAGGUGCUGUCAGAUAAAGAUAAUUCAAGCUACAGGAAACUAUCCGUACAGGUUGUUGGUUCUACUAAUCCUGAAAAUGGAGUGCCUCCUUCACUUGACUGUCUGACUGAUUACAGUACUAAUAUGAAGCUGGUUGGACCUGUAGAAGGAGACAAAGAUUUUACAGAUGAACAGUUUGUUAAGGACAUUAAUGAUUUUAAAGUGCAGCUGAAAUUAUAUCCAGUUACAAAAAUAUUGUAGCAUAAAUUUUAAUCACAAGGUGCAUUUUGUUUUUGUUGAAUUUGACACUACUUUCAAAUCACUCAGUAAUCACAAAUCUCAUGUCAUUCAGCUAGUUGAUCAAACAUUGGUUCAAUUUAAGAAAAUACUAUUCUUAGAAUAUACAUCUGUGAUAUGUGUUUACAUAAUAAAAGGGAAAGUUGCUAAACCCUACUCCCUUGUUUAUUUUAUUGUGAUACAUCACUGAUUUUAGCAUAAUAGGUAUACAGGUUUGCAAAAUUUAAUUGUAGUACAAAUUGUGAAAUAUGAAUUUCUGUUUACAUUAUUUCAAUAACAAGCAAUAGACUUAUCCAGAAAGAAUAUCUUUGUUAUUGCUUUUAUUAAAAUAGAUAACUACAUUUUUGUCUUUCGUAAAGAUAAUUUUGGGAAUGUUAUUGCUAAAAGCAAUGGAAGGUGCAAUAUGGUGUCAAUAAACAUGUAUUAGUAAAGCAGGUCUUUGUGGCUGUCUGAAAAUUUGAAUGAUCUAAAUGUUUCAUUAAAUAAUCUGGCUACAUCA